CCAUGUUCACGGUACCAAAUCCAAAAUGGCAGAUAAUAAGAAGUCUAGCUCCGAAAAUGCUACCAGCCCUGUUGUCCCUAAUGAGUAUGAAGUUGAAAGUAUUGGAGACUUCGUCAGGGAUGAGAGUGACACUGUCUGGUACUAUGUGAAGUGGAAGGGUUACUCAACCAGUGAGAACACAUGGGAACCCUUGAAAAACCUGGCAGGCUGCUCGAAACUCAUCAAGAAAUUUCACAAGAAAGAAAAUCGAGAAGAGUACAAGCGCAAGCGCGAGCACUCCGGCGAAACUCUUUACUCCAUCAAGAGCAAAAAGCCGAAGUGCAGUAACGAGGACGGAGUCAUCACCCCAGUGGACCUUUCCAGUCAGCGGACAGCCAAUCAGAAAGCCCUCAAGAAAUGGGAAAAGGAUUUGAACGCAGUGUGUACGGAGAAAGCGCGCAUUCUCGUUAAGAACAAUGUGGAUUUGGUCGGUCCACCCAAAGACUUCAAUUACAUUAACGAUUACAAACCGGGGCCGGGACUCGUCAUCCCGAACGAUCCGCUCGUGGGCUGUGAAUGCGAGGACUGUAGCACUUGUUCCGGCUGUUGCCCGCAGAAAAGUGGCGCCCCCUUUGCGUUUCAUAAGAAUGGAAAGAUUAAGGUAGCGCCCGGUAAGCCGGUGUACGAGUGUAACAUACGGUGUAAGUGUGGCCCCAAGUGUCCAAAUCGUGUGGUGCAGUACGGCCGCCAGAAGGACGUUGCCAUCUUCAGGACCUCUAAUGGAUGUGGCUGGGGUGUCAGGACGCUUUCGGAGAUCAGGAAAAACACAUUUGUCAUGGAAUAUGUUGGGGAGGUAAUAACUAAUGAGGAAGCAGAAAGGAGGGGUCAAAUCUACGACGCUAACGGCAGGACCUACCUCUUCGACUUGGAUUAUAACGAUGGAGACUGUCCGUUCACUGUGGAUGCUGGACGCUAUGGAAACGUCUCUCACUUUGUUAACCACUCUUGUGAUCCAAACUUAGUUGUCUACGGUGUGUGGGUAAAUACACUGGAUCCCAGACUACCAAGGAUAGCGUUAUUUGCGAGUAGAGACAUCCAGGCCGGAGAGGAGUUGACGUUUGACUAUCAAAUGACAGGUGAAUUGAACACUUCAGGAACGUCCUCAAAGUUACAGCCCAUCCGCUGCAGGUGUAACUCCAAGAAUUGUAGGAACUUUCUCUUUUGACUUUGUAUAUAUUUAUGUGUUUUUUCGUCAGUGGGAGUAAAACUCAAAAAUGUUUUUUCUGUGUUUAAGUACAAAAUUAUGCGACCUCUUUCCAAUUUAGGCUCCUAACUGAGUGACAUAUCUCUACCGGUUGUGGUGAAGUUUGUUUUGCGUACAUCACGAAAAUAUAUGUAUAUGUUUUAUAUCUGUGGGUUAUUUUUUUUGCUCGAUUUCUAAUUUAAGAUGACUUUAUAUAAUUUAGCUUGUUGAACAAUUAUUACAUGUUAUGUUUAGUACAAAUUAUGAGAGAAAGUUUUAGUGUUGGAUCUCCAAGAUCGUUGAAGUGGAACUCUAGUGUAGAUUGUAAGUUUUCUUUAUGUGGGCUUGGGUUGGCUAAUUAUUUUGUGUGGGAAACCAAUAGUAUACAAAUAUUGAGCGGCACAGAGUGGAAUGGGAGGAAUAUUAU
Molecule: messenger RNA, 1649 nt
Organism: Asterias rubens (European starfish)
Lineage: Eukaryota; Metazoa; Echinodermata; Asteroidea; Forcipulatida; Asteriidae
Product: histone-lysine N-methyltransferase SUV39H2-like
Exons: 6
Coding region: 26-1204 (392 amino acids)
Cellular component (GO): nucleus
Molecular function (GO): histone H3K9 methyltransferase activity; zinc ion binding; protein binding
Source: RefSeq, a predicted model, not a curated record